Messenger RNA from Sitodiplosis mosellana (orange wheat blossom midge), 3348 nucleotides. RefSeq lists its product as uncharacterized. The record is from RefSeq and is a predicted model, not a curated record. The transcript has 6 exons. The coding region runs from base 1654 to 3003 and encodes 449 amino acids. Lineage: Eukaryota; Metazoa; Arthropoda; Insecta; Diptera; Cecidomyiidae.
GAAAACCAGGCCCAAGCCAAAUAGUCGCUUCAAUGACCAAGAGACUGACGAUUUUUUCAAAUUUAAUUGUAAAUAUGUGAGCAUCUGGAUGUGUGUUACCCUCUCCGGUGUUUGGUUGUUUUUGUUAUCAUACAUGUUAGCUAUUGUACACUCGGAAUUCCAUGAACUGAACAAAGACGUGAAAAAAUGUAAGUACCAAUUUCGAGUCAAAGUAAUGGUGUGUAUUCAAACAGUCUCACAAAUCAAAGGUCUUUAUCGCUUUUUCGAAGUAAAAAUAAUUUUUUUUAUCAAAAUCGGCGCAUAUCAUUAAACCAAACUCAAUUGAUAAAUUAAACAAUGAGAAUGUUUGAGACACUCUGUGUUUUUUGCAUGCCAUUUUCAAUUGAAAUCAUUUAAAAAUGAUUUACUAUCUGCCGUCAUUAUCACACAAUAUCAUUCAUUGUUGCAAUUUAUUGAAUUUACGUUAUCACAAAAUACUGUUUACAUCACGAUAUAUCGUGACUGACUCGGUUGGUUGGUUGGUUUCAUUGCGACAUUAUUUACCAGUCGGGUAUUAACCGUCAUUCAGUCGGUACGGCUGUUUUCAGCAGAAAAAUAAACCUGAAAAAAAAAACAGUGUAUCCACCGUGGGUUCAUAUGUACUUUAAUAUCUUAUCAAUACAAAAUCCAUUCGUUUUUUUUGACAUUGUGUGGGUGUAUGUCUGUGUGCGUGCGUGCGCGUGUAUUUGUGCAUGACUGAAUACGUGAAACAUUUGCCGAAUUGUCGCGGUGAAAAUGCACACAAAGUGAAUUCGCAUGCGCGGCAAUUUGCCAUAAACGGGGCAAAAUACAAACUCAAAGCUUUUAUUCCACACACUUUCUCAGUCUCAGUUGGCAAAGGGCACCAUAGUUACAAUUCAAGUGGUCGUGUGCAGAACGAUUUGCUAUUAUCGAGGUUAAAAAGACCCUGACGUGAAAAUCCAACGUGAACAUUUUUAUUUUUCGACAUUUGUGUUUAUUUUUUUCUUUCUGUUAUUCUCCUAUAAAUAAAAUGACCUUAAUUGUCAAAGAAUUUUUCUGCGUUGUGUGAAUUCAAUAAAUUGUUGUCGAUUGUAAACCAACAUUUGGCAUGGUAUAAUCGAUUGUGUUCUGUUUCGCGCUUUGCCAAAGCAAAAAUAAAACCCACUUCAGUUUUAACACCAAUUCGUCCAUUUGUGCCGUUUUAACGUAAUAGUUUCUUUUCUAAAUCGAUAAUAAUUGUAACAGAAAAAAAAAACCACCAGAAAAAAGAGAAAGUGCUAAAAAUGGAUAAAAGCAGACAAGAAUAAACCCAAUUUUUUUCCUUCUGCAAAUGGGCCGUUCCAUCACAUAAAUAAUAAACGAGCUGACAAAGCAUAUGACGACAUAGAACAGAAACUACAUAUUGGUGGAAGGAUCACGUGACAUAUAUUCAAUCGUGCUCGUUUGAAGUUAGUGCGCGUGAGUGACGCUGUUUACAAUCCGAUUGUGUUCAGCCAUCAAUUUUGAGCAGAUUGACAUCAAAACAUUGGCUUGUUGUUCUUUAAAUCGUUUAACGUUGUUUGUGACACAACAAAAACAAAAGCACAUCAAUUCAAUUGAGAAGUCGCAACCAAAGCGAAAUCCAUAGAAUAGUGAAUCCAGUGUAUAAACGAAAUGGAUUCGGUUAGUGUGCCGCUUCGAUCGAGUGGUAAAAAAAUGCGAAAAAGACGCGAAUUAGACGCACUUGUUGCCCAUUCGCUGGCAAAAAGAGCAUGCAAUUCAGGCAAACGGCAAGCGGCUGGUAAUGGCAUCAAUUCACAGGAUCAAUUGCUGUCACAAUCCACAGACGAUCAGGAAGAAUAUUCAUUGUCGAAAAUUCAAAUAGCGAAGCGUCACCGAAAGCAUUACUCAUUUUUGCGAACCUGUGCCCCAUUGCUGUUCAUUUUCAGCGUUUUUCUUUUAAUUUCGCUCAUGUAUUGGCUAUAUUUCGAUUUGCGCGAACAGCUGUCCGAUCAUCGUAGCAAAAUUGAACAAGUGUCUGCAAUAUGUUUAAGUAUGCCAGAGACGUUACAGAAACUGCAUGAAAGUUCGAAAACAUUGGAGCAAAAUCAAACCGCCAUUAGCCAGAAGAUAUACGAAGUUCAACAGCGUUUAGAAACGGUUGAAAAGGAGUUUACACAGCUAAGGGACAGUAUUCGCAAGGGCGAUGGUCCGGAAGGAGACAAAGCGGUUGAUUUGAAAGAUACCGUUGCUGGGUUUGGUGCCAAAAUUCAAGCGCUUGAAACUGAUGUUAAAUCACUCAAGGAAGGAUACUCAGGCAUACAAUCCACACAGCAAGCCGACCGAGCACGCUUAGAAGCGCUACAAAGUGGCAUUGACAGUAUUAACAAUUCAUCGCAUUCAAAUUUCACGGCCAGCUUGCAAAAUGAAACAUCGGCCUGGGUGAAAAAUCUAACAGAACACUGUUCAAAUGGAUUGAAAAAUGUGUCCGAUGGAUUGGCUGCGUUGAAUGUGCAAUAUACGCAGAAAAUGCAAACCAUCGACACGGAAAUGCAUGACCAUCAAACCAAAUUGGAUGGGCUGAAUGAGAAUUUUGCAAAUGUUUCGUCUCACGUCAAUUCGAUUGAAAGUGAAUGGCCGAAAUUCAAGCAAUCAAAUCAACAACUCGAUGCCACGGUCUCGCGUGUCAAUACCGAAUUGAAUAGUCUUAAAUUGAAUGUGGGCAAUCUGAAUGCAACACUCCGUGAUUUGCUGGCCCAACAAGGAGCGAAAAAGGCAACCGCACAAGGCUCGAUUGCGAAUAACUCAAUGUUUGCUGAUUCGCAGAGCCUCGUGAGUGGAUUGCAGGCGAAUCAAAAUGAAUCCAAGGUCACGGGUUUUCCAUCGGAAAUCCUAAACGGAGAUGAAUCGAAAAAUGCAACCAAUCCGCAACCAAUAACACCUCAGCCCUCAAACAGUAAUGCACAGUCAUCAUCAUCAUCCGCCGCUACAUCGACCACAACCAACCAACCAUCAAUGCAUUAAAUCAAGUGAUGUUUCGUACAUACAGAAAAGAAAGGCGCCUGUUUUAUAAACCUUUGAUCAAAUCGUUUUCAAAAACCAACAAAAACACACACACUCAAAUCAACUUACCAAAAUCGAUUGAAUCGACCGAUGAAGAUGCAUUUUUUUUUCAUUGUUAAGGCUUAAAUCCUAGUCGCUUUUAUAGAUGAUGAACAGUAUUUCUAGUACAAAUUGAACGAAUUAAACUGGGUGAACCAUAAUAGCCGAAUUAGUGCACGAUUUCUCGCAAAAUAGUUGAACAUGAAAAGUAUAUGAAAAUGCACCAUCCGUAACGUAUAUUCAAUAAAGAAACAUACACACCACAAA